Messenger RNA from Cottoperca gobio, 3052 nucleotides. Its product is annotated as myosin light chain kinase, smooth muscle-like. Bases 64 to 2679 code for a protein of 871 amino acids. The transcript has 17 exons. The record is from RefSeq and is a predicted model, not a curated record. NCBI's taxonomy places the organism in Eukaryota, Metazoa, Chordata, Actinopteri, Perciformes, Bovichtidae. Gene Ontology annotation, biological process: protein phosphorylation. Gene Ontology annotation, molecular function: protein kinase activity; ATP binding; protein binding.
AGGAAGAAGAGGUCUGACUGAUGAGAGAUUUGAAAGUUGUCUGGUUAUCAUUCCUACUCAGGGAUGGAUAAGGAUGGCGGAAAGCCAAAGACCUUUGUGUCUACUUUCCGGUUGGCCCUGAAGCCUCAAGCCAGAACCUUCUGUGUGGAGAAGCAGAAAGAGGAUGGGCUGAACACCAGUAACAGGACGUUAAUGGGAAACAACAAGCUGGGAGUCUCGUCUGCAACAGAUUCCAGACGGACACGGGUCCAGUCACUUGAACCGCCUCUUCACUUCAAACAACCACUCAGGGACUGUACAGUCUGUGAAGGAAGUGAUGCAAAUUUUCAAGGUGUUAUCACAGGAAGUCAACCUCUGAGCGUUUCCUGGCUACACAAUGGUGAGAGGGUGCCCUCGAGUAAUACUUCCUUCCUAAAUGGUGUUGCCAGUCUGGCUCUGACUCAAUGUAAAGCUGGAGAUGCUGGGAUAUACACCUGCAUAGCUGAGAAUACUGCUGGGAAACAGUCAAACAGCGCUGCGUUACAUAUCACAGCAGCAACAAAGGAAAUCCCCAGAAAAGGCAACCACGAGCUGCACAAUGAGGUCACAUUCAAGGUGGCGUUCCCCGAAAACACCCAAUUGUCCUCAGCGUCUAAAGAGGGAAGACAACACAGAGACGAAAACAAAGUCUCCACAGCUAUCAGAGAUAUCGACCUUCAAGCUAAAGUCUCCACAAGCAAAGGGCCUCCUGUGGAGUUUGUAAACCCGCCAGAGCAGGUGGAGGUUCGAGUAGGAGAGCAGGCCCGGCUCCACUGUGAGUUCAGGAGCAGCUGUGUCCCUGUGGCCUGCUGCUGGAUUUACAACAAGGACAAGGUGGUGUUAGGAGGGCCGAGGACGUCUGUCUGGAGCAGUGAGACGCAAAGCGACGUGGAGAUCUCUCAGGCCUGUCCAGACGACACCGGCUCGUACACGGUCGUAGUACGAAACACAAAAGGCUCUUCCCAGCAUACCGUCUCCCUCAGUGUCAUAGACCGGCCAGACCCACCGGCAUCCCAACCUGUGGUUUCCAAGCUGUCCACUCAGUCCCUGGUCCUGUCUUGGACGGGUCCCAGCUACGACGGAGGCACAGCGGUGCUGGGCUACAAAGUAGAGGUCAGACAAGAGGGCCAGGACGAGCCUGAGAGCUGGACUGAAGCAACAAGCCGCUGUAAAAACACAACGUACCACGUGCGUUCAGGUCUUGAGCCUCUGGUGCAGUACCGCUUCCGUGUCAGAGCCUACAACUCCGCAGGGGUCAGCGACCCAAGCAAGGAGUCUGAGUGUGUCAAGAUGGCAACUGCAAAAAAAGAAAAGAAGGACGAGCCGGACUCUUACAUCACUGUGACCAUUGACACCAAACACAAGGCCGAGGACCACUACAAGGUGCACGAGAAGCUGGGAGUUGGGAAGUUUGGCCAGGUGUUCCGGAUGUCCCACAAAGACACUGGUCAGGUGGUUGCUGGGAAGUUUUACCGAGCCCGAACAUCCAAGGAGAGGGCGGCAGCUCGCAAAGAGAUCGAACUAAUGAACCGUCUUCACCACCCAAAACUGGCCCAGUGUCUGGGUGCCUAUGAAACGCGCUCCGAGAUGGUCAUGGUCUUGGACUAUAUUGCAGGCGGGGAGCUCUUUGAACGCAUCGUGGAUGACAACUUUGAGCACACGGAGCCCACCAGUGCCCGCUACAUGCAGCAGAUUCUGGAGGGUAUGCAAUACGUUCACAAGCAGAAUAUCAUCCACCUGGACCUCAAGCCGGAGAACAUCGUCUGUGUGGAUACAACUGGCACGCGGAUCAAGAUCAUCGACUUUGGCUUGGCUAGUGAACUGGAGGAGGGUAAACCUCUGAUGGUGAUGCAUGGUACCCCGGAGUUUGUGGCCCCUGAGGUGAUCAACUAUGAACCUGUGGGCCUGGAGACUGACAUGUGGAGCAUCGGCGUCAUCUGCUACAUCUUGCUCAGUGGAGAAUCUCCCUUCCAGGGGAACAGCGAUGCUGAGACUUUAGCCCUUGUGACUGCUGCCAACUUCGAGUUUGACCAGGAGAGUUUUGAGGACAUCUCUGAUCAAGCUAAAGACUUUAUCAGCGCCCUGCUGAAGAAAGACCGGAGAUGCAGGCUGUCAUGUACCGAGGCCCUCGCCCACCCCUGGAUGGCCUCUUUUACUCCACUGAACCGCAGACCCACCAAGACUCUCAAUAAGGGCAAGAUGAAACACUUUCUGGCCAAGCGCAAGUGGAAGAAAACUGGCAAGGCUGUUUUGGCCCUACAGCGGAUGGCUAAUCUCUCAAACAGGCCAGACUCUCCUGGCAGCUCCUCAGAGGAGCCAGGCUGGAGCCAAGAGGCAGAGAAGGCCAUCCAGUCGCUGGAUAAGCAGUUUCAGAGUGAACCUCGCUUCCAGCAGGCCCUGAAGGACGCCACCCUUCCCAAAGGAGCAACGGCUCAGCUACAAUGUGUCGUCAAUGGUUAUCCGCAGCCGGAGGUGAAGUGGCUUCAGAAUGAGAAGCUGGUGACUGAAUCGGGCAGAGUGACGAUGGAGCAACAUGAAGACGGGCUCUGCUCUCUGGUUCUGGCUGAUUUGGAGCCUUCGGACUCUGGGGUUUAUGUGUGCAGGGCUGGCAACAAGCUCGGGGAAGCAAUGUGCUCUGCCAAACUGAAAGUGGAAAUGUGACCGGGUGGAGGCUUCUACUUACCAUCUCCUUCGUGUAGAAGGAGACCUUUUCAGAAGUAGACUGAGGUGAACGGUUUGAUAAAGCCUGGACUUUGACGUGACACAGAUGGUGGACUGUGUCACUGUCACACAAAAGGCUGCUGUCACAUAAUUUCAAGGCAAAAAAGGGUGUGUUGUGUUCUUUAGACGCAGAUACCAGAGCCCUUUUGUUUCACAAGCCACCAGUUACUAGUGCACUUACUAAAAAUAAACAAGGGUUGUAAUAUGUUAGUGGUUUUACUUGGCACUAUUCACUUAAAGGUUGUACAUUUUGCACAUUUAAAUGUUUUUUAAAGGCAUAUAUUAAUAAAAUAAACUACUUGGUUGAAAGUGA